CAGCCCAGAACGCAGCUCCUCCGGCCUCCGACCGACCUCGCCGCCAUGGCUCUCCGCCCACUGCUUGCCGUCUGCCUCCUGGCCGCCGCUCUCUGCAUCCUUCAAGUGCGAGGAAGCAAGAGCAGCGCGAUCGAUUGCUGCGAGGCAAUCAAGGACGUCCGCAUGCACGUCAAAAAGGUGCAUUUGCUGGACUCUUACAUCAUCCAGAAGCCGGAAAUGGGAUGCCCCAUCGCUGCACUCGUGCUGAUCACCAAGGCCGGACGUGGACUGUGCUACCCUCCUGAUUCCAGGUGGGGCUUGGCCCUCAAAGAGGCGCUGGACCGGAGGAACACCCUGAAGCAGCGAAGGCUGCGGGCCUGAGAGAGCAUCCGGACUUCUCUGCCCCGGACACACGUGGACCAGACCUCUGCAGUGAAUACGACUCGUGGCAGCGCCGGCACUGUGGGACCUGCUUCUCUGCAG
Molecule: messenger RNA, 462 nt
Organism: Varanus komodoensis (Komodo dragon)
Lineage: Eukaryota; Metazoa; Chordata; Lepidosauria; Squamata; Varanidae
Product: C-C motif chemokine 21b-like
Exons: 4
Coding region: 46-360 (104 amino acids)
Biological process (GO): immune response
Cellular component (GO): extracellular region
Molecular function (GO): chemokine activity
Source: RefSeq, a predicted model, not a curated record